ACAGGGCACACAUGGAGACAGAGCCAGGUUUAUCGGAAAUUCGAACUUUACCGGGUUCUAAGCUGGCCUUAGAGCACCGACUGCCCCAAUUUAGGCUGCAUGAACCUGGUCUUUACACGGGCGACCAUUUGGUCCCUCAGACACCCCUUGGUGCAGACACAGGGAAGCGCUGCUCUCCUGUCACUUACCCAGGACUUGCUCGCCAAGAAGCGCGCAGCCGCACUCACUGCUCGGCCCCGCCCCCGACGGAGGCCGCGCCGGGAAGUCCCAAAGGCGGAAGUAGGCCACCGGAAGCGACGGUUACCAUGGAGCCAUCGGAGGACUGGCUGGUGGAAUCCUUGCGCUUGUAUCAGGAUUUCUUUGCAUUUGACCUCUCAGGAGCCACUCGAGUCCUCGAAUGGAUUGAUGACAAAGGAGUCUUUGUGGCUGGCUAUGAAAGCCUGAGAAAAAAUGAGAUUCUUCAUCUGAUACUACCUCUCAGGCUUUCUGUAAAAGAAAACCAGGGCUUAUUCCCAGAAAGAGAUUUCAAAGUAUGCCAUGGAGGAUUUUCAGACAGGUCUGUUUUUGAUCUGAAGCACAUACCAGACUCCAGCUUGCUGGUGACCAGUGGCCUUCCAGGUUGUUAUCUGCAAGUGUGGCAGGUCAUAGAGGACAGUGAUGUCAUUAAAGCUGUUGGCACCAUUGCUGUCCAUAAGAAAGAGGAAAAUCUCUGGCCUAGAAUAGCCGUCUUCUCUUCAGUGACACCUGGAAUCCUCCAUGGGGUGAGGCUCAGCAGUCUGCAGAUUGUGGAUCUGGAAUCCCAGAAGACCACAUACACCUCAGGUGUCAGUGACAGUGAAGAGCUCAGUAGCCUGCAGGUUUUAAGUGCAGACACCUUCGCCUUCUGCUGCACCUCAGGCCGGCUGGGGCUUGUAGACAUCCGCCAGAAGUGGGCACCACUGGAGAAUUGCAGCCCCAGCUCGGAGUCAGGUGGCGAAAGAUGGUGUGCAAAAGUUGGGGGCAGGGGCCAGGGCCCUGGGCCUAGCAUCGCCAGCCUCAGUUCAGAUGGGCAACUCCGCCUCCUUGACCCCCGGGUUCUCUGCCAUCCUGUGAGCUCAGUCCACUGCCCAGUGUCCACACCUAGCCCUAACCCAGAGCUGCUGCGAGUGACGUGGGCCCCAUGCCUGGACAACUGUUUGGCCAUAUCAGGUUUUGAUGGGACAGUCCAGGUGUAUGAUGUAACGUCUUGGAAUGGAAUGGGGAGGCAAAUAGAACCUCUCUUCACUCAUAGAGGUCAUAUCUUCCUAGAUGGAAAUGGGAUGGACACUGCCCCACUGGUCACCACCCACACUUGGCAUCCCUGCAAACCAAGGACUGUGUUAUCAGCAGCAAGUGAUGCCUCUCUCCAUGUGUGGGACUGGGUGGACCUUCGUGCCUCCCAGUGACACCAGCAGCAUUUUUCUGUCCAGGCCUCUAGGAAGAAGAGGAGCUACUGUGGUAGCAAAGGAAUUGAUGUAGGACUCAACUGACCACAAUUCCUUGUUAUCAGCUGUGUGGCCUUUGGCAGGUCAACCAGCCUCUCUUAGCCCCAGUUUCCAUUAUUUGUAAAAUCAAGAUAGUGACAGCUACCUUGCAGGGUUGUUGGGGAUGUUAGAAGCAAUGCAUGGCAUAAUAAAUUAUUUUGUAGACACUAUUAGAUCUGGGAACCCCAUUUCCCCUAAGUGUAAGAUGGCAGUGCUUUGUCCCUGUAUUCUUCACUCUGUAUCAUAGUGAGAAUCAGAAGAGCUAAUGAAUGCAAACAUGUUUCUGUGGACCUUUUUACAGAAUAAAAAAAUGCAUAAGGACCAGUAAACAGGAAAAAUGACAACCCUAGUAGCAAUAAAGGAAAUAGUGAUUAAAACAACAUUAUUCAAUUUUUGCUUUCCUAAUUGCCAAAUGUGACAAGUAUUGCUUUGAGGCCAGGCACAGUGACUCAGGCCUGUAAUCCCAGCAUUUUGGGAGGCCAAAGUAGUAGGAUCACUUGAGUCUAAGCCUGGGCAACAUAGACCUCCUUCUCUACAAACAUUUUUUAAAAAAAGCCAAACAAACAUUUCUUUGAGAGCUGAUACAAGUUACAGGAUAUGAGGGACAUUUCUUUUUGGGAUCCCAUAGCAAAUAUUAGUGCACUCACAUAUAAAUAUAAUUCCUCAUUAAAUAUAAUUCCUCACUGUAGCUUUCGCUACACCAUGGUGGGCGCCUGUAGUCCUAACUACUUUGGAGGUUGAGGCAGGAGAAUCCCUUGAACCCUGAAGUUUCAGGUUGCUGUGAGCUUUGACACCAUGGCACAGGCUAAGACUCUGUCUCUCUCUCACAUACACACAAAGUAUCACCUAGGAUGGCACCUGUGGCUCAGUGAGUAGGGCACUGGCUCCAUAUACCAAGGGUGGCAGAUUCGAACCCAGCUCUAGCCAAACUGCAACAAAAAAAUAGGCGUUGUGGCGGGUGCCUGUAGUCCCAGCUACUUGGGAGGCUGAGACAAGAGAAUCGCUUAAGCCCAGGAGUUGGAUGUUGCUGUGAGCUGUGAUGCCACAGCACUCUACCCAGGGCCACAGCUUGAGGCUCUGUCUCAAACAUAAAAAAGAGAAAGAAAUUAACCACUUUUGGGUAGGAGUAUUAGGGUUCAAUGUGAGAAGCGACCCACUAACAGGUAUCUCACACACACAUGCAUACAUAGAUUUGGUACCAGCAUCCUUGCUUUCUUAGCUGUGGGAGCUGGUCAAUCUCCAUUAGGCUGUUGGCCUCACACCUGGGGCUAGAGCCUGAGGCCCAGGGGGCAAGCAGCUGCGAAGUACAGAUGGAGGUAGAGUGUGUCAAGCAAGGACCAGCUUUCUCUAGUCUUGAAGCAGCACUUUUUUUUUUUUUUUAUUGUUGGGGAUUCAUUGAGGGUACAAUAAGCCAGGUUACACUGAUUGCAAUUGUUAGGCAAAGUCCCUCUUGCAAUCAUGUCUUGCCCC
This is a messenger RNA of Nycticebus coucang (slow loris), 2972 nucleotides long. RefSeq names its product WD repeat domain 73 (gene WDR73). The coding region runs from base 12 to 1424 and encodes 470 amino acids. Gene Ontology annotation, biological process: cytoplasmic microtubule organization. The transcript is spliced from 8 exons. NCBI's taxonomy places the organism in Eukaryota, Metazoa, Chordata, Mammalia, Primates, Lorisidae. Gene Ontology annotation, cellular component: spindle pole; cytosol. The record is from RefSeq and is a predicted model, not a curated record. Gene Ontology annotation, molecular function: protein binding.